CGUGAUAACGAUAAGUUAAAAUCGUUUACGGUUUAAUGUGGUACACGCUGUCUAAGACUUAAACAAACUCAAUGCGGGUUGUGUAUUUAAACAAUUUAGUUGCACUCUUUAUAUUAUUGAUCUUCUGGUGGAAUUAUAUUGAUAUAUUCAAAUAUUAACGACCAAUUGCUUAUGCUCACAUUUAGAGCUAUACAAAUAACAGACAUAUUGUUUUACAAUCAAUCCGGUGUACGAAAAUUAACUUUAUUUUCAAUAAACUAUGUCAGUCACUUUACAUACUGAUGUUGGUGAUAUAAAAAUUGAAGUAUUCUGUGAAGAAUGUCCAAAAACAGCAGAAAACUUCUUAGCAUUAUGUGCCAGUGACCAAUAUAACGGAUGUUUGUUUCACCGAAACAUUAAAGGAUUCAUUGUACAAACUGGUGAUCCUACACAUACUGGUAAAGGAGGUUCGUCAAUAUGGGGUCGAAAGUUUGAAGAUGAAUUUAAAGAAAAUUUAAAACAUAAAGAACGAGGAACUGUAUCAAUGGCAAAUAAUGGGCCAAACACUAAUAGUAGUCAAUUUUUUAUUACUUAUGCAUCACAACCAAAUCUUGAUUUAAAAUACACAGUAUUUGGAAGGGUUAUUGAUGGGUUUGAAGCUUUAGAUGAAUUAGAAAAACUACCAGUGAAUUCAAAAAAUUUUAAACCGUUGAAUGAUGUGAAAAUCCAGUACAUUACAAUACAUGCAAAUCCUUUGGCAACAUAAAUGUUUAAUUGAAAAUAAUUUGUAAUUAUGAAUUAAGUUAUUUUUUUAUAUAAAAUUUGGAUAUAAAUUUAAAUAAAUAUAUUUUGUAGUUCUGUGUAUGUUGAUUUGUCUAAUCUCUUAUAAUUUUACGUUUUCAAUAGUUUAAACCUCAGUGACUGAUUAUAAAAUG
Molecule: messenger RNA, 914 nt
Organism: Sipha flava (yellow sugarcane aphid)
Lineage: Eukaryota; Metazoa; Arthropoda; Insecta; Hemiptera; Aphididae
Product: peptidyl-prolyl cis-trans isomerase-like 3
Exons: 6
Coding region: 260-745 (161 amino acids)
Biological process (GO): protein folding; protein peptidyl-prolyl isomerization
Cellular component (GO): catalytic step 2 spliceosome
Molecular function (GO): peptidyl-prolyl cis-trans isomerase activity
Source: RefSeq, a predicted model, not a curated record